Messenger RNA from Plutella xylostella (diamondback moth), 4753 nucleotides. The record is from RefSeq and is a predicted model, not a curated record. NCBI's taxonomy places the organism in Eukaryota, Metazoa, Arthropoda, Insecta, Lepidoptera, Plutellidae.
CAAAUACCACGAACUUGCCAACUGGUCAAAGUCCUGUCACUCACUGUUGCAAAAUAAUGCAAAAAUUUCUUGUUUACAUCGAAUUUUAUACAAACAAUUAGUUCAAAUUAACUUCUGUGUGAUAUGCGACGGUGAAAUAUCAUAACUAGAAUGUCGUGGCUCAAUUUGAACCAGAGUUUGAACAGUUUGAAAGGACAAAUCACGAACUUUGCUACUGAAGUUUUAUCUGAAGGAGUUUCCGAAGAGUCUGGUGACAAUGCCAUCGGUUCUGAUGAGAGGUACAAAGAACUAGAAGAAAGGUGCCGGCAGCAGGAGUUAGAGAUUCAAGAACUGAGGAAAAAAGAAGAGUUUCUAGUUCAACAAAAUGACAGGCUAUCGCGCAAGAAUGGCGUCAAAGACGAAGAGCAAAGUUGGUACUGGGACCCACCACCAGCCGCCCCCUCUGACGAGAGAUACAAACAACAAAUACAAGAACUCCAGAAAGAAAUAUCCUCCAUGAAGGAAAAUAACCAACACGGCGACUGCGAUGAAGAAUUCAAGAGGCUGAAAGAAGAAAACAAACAGCUGACUGCAAGUUUAGAGGAUCUAGAUCACCAGCAUCAACAAGCCAUGGAGAGGUUGCUGAGCUUGAAGAAAGAACUGCAGAAGAACUUUGAAGUGUUGAAGCAAGAGCAUGAAGAUUUGAAAAGUAGUAAUGAUGAGUAUGCUGAUCAGAUAAAAGUGUUCGAAAGGAAGAUGACGGAAAAAGAUGGAGAGAUUGCUAUGCUGGCGCCGCUUAAGGCAGAUUACGAAACGCUGUCGCACAAGUAUCAGAAUUUGGAAAGGGUUUAUGGGGUUUUGAAGGAGAAUGCCGAGAAAUUUCAGGAAGAAAACCAGGAUUUACAUGAAGAGGUGUUCAAGUUGCAAGAACAGGUUACGAAAAUGGAGCAUGAGAUGGAAAUUACGAAUAAAAACGCCGAGUUGUCAAAUAUGGUGCCCAGAGAUAAGUAUGAAGAACUUGAGAAGGAAAUUGCUGAUUUAAAAUCAAGGAGAAGCUCGGAUCGAGUUGACUUCGACGAAGUUAACAUAGAUGACAACGCUAAAAGCGUAAUUGAGAAUUUGAAACGAGACAUCAAUGCGCUAAAACACCAGUUGCAACAAAAAGUACAGGAUUCGUCCGAUCUUAACCUGAUAAAAUCAGAAAAACUUUCAGAACUGUACAAUAAGUAUGUGAAUUUCGAUCUUCCUGAAGAUUAUGUUGGAACAAUGCCAUCAGACGACAAUGAAGCCCUCGCGAAAGUGGAAAAUGCCCUGAAAACUCUCAGUAUCAUGAAAAGAAAUAUUGACACUCUCAAACACGAUUUGUCUGAAAAAUCCUUGAGCAUAAAUCAUUUGCAGACACAAAUAGAUGACCUGACUACAGAAAAUGAAUUCCUUACAACAGAUAUGCAACACUUUGAAAGGGAAGCAAGUGAAAUGAAGAAGAAUAAUGACUUUCUUAUAUCAGAAAUAACGGCCUUAAAGAAUUCGUCCAAAUUAGAACCAAUAAUAGAAACACACGAAGAUAAUUUAGUUAAAUUAGAGACUGAACUAGCUCACUGUAGCCAAAUUAACAAAAGCUUUGAAUCAGAAAUCGCACGAGUAGAAAACGAGUUGACUGCAGUUAAAGAAGAAAAAGUUCAACUUCAAAAGAGUCUGGAUGAACUAAAGGAAAAGUAUAAAAUAAUGAUAAAUGAGUUGGAGGAUUUCAAAAACCAAACAAAAACGCUUGAGGAGAUCGAAACAAAACUGGAAAAUAAAGGUAAAUACCGCAGUCAAGAAAUAGAUGAUUUGAAAAAACGGCUCUUAGAAUCAGAGUCAAGGGCGGAAAAACUCGCUAUUGAUUUGCAAAUAGCUGAAAACGAUAAAGUAAUCCUUGACAGACAGAAAGAUGAGUUGAAAGAACAGAUACAGAAAUGCAUGGCACCUGAAAGAGAAGAACAACUUUCGUCACUUAUAUUACAUACUAAAGUUCAGGAUCUAAAUAAUCAAAUAGCAGACUUAACUAAAACUAAAAUGGAACUAGAAACUGUUAUCAAGGCAUAUGAAGAAAAAAAUAACACGGUAAAUGAUACUGAAAAGGAAAACUCUGCAAUGGAAAUGCUAAAGUUGGAGAAUACUACCCUGAAACAUGAAAUCGAAAAAAUAUCAAGUAAUUUCAGUAAUCUCAAAUUAAAAGAGCAAGAACUAAUAAGUACAAAUGCUAAUCUUCAAACUCAUAACCAGCAAUUCGAAAGAACCGUUAACGAAUUGAAAACAGAAUUGUCUGCAAUGGAUAUUUUAAAAGCAGAAAUCAAAGAUUUAACUGAGACCAAACAAAAGUUAGAAAAAGAGUUGGUAGAAACAGAUGAAAAAAUCGCAAAACUGACUGAUGAUUUCGACAAAUUAGAAUCAACUCUUGGUGAAAAAGAUAAUAUUAUAGACACAUUAAACAAUACCAUAAACAAAAACAACCUAACCUUCAAUCAACAUGCGGAAGAUAUGGAGAACUUACAAAUGAGUUUAGCGAUAAAAAAUCAAGAAAUAGAAGGAUUGCAAACUAAAAUACAAAAUCUCUCUAAAAUUACUCAACUUAACGAUGAACUAACUGACAAAGUGAAAACCCUGCAAAAUGAACUAACUGCCAGUAACGUCACAAUAGCUGAGCUUAAAACGAAAAUGGAAGAAACCACAGCGUCUUAUGUGGAGCACAAAGAGCUAUUGAAUAAUAAAAACCAAGAAAUAAAAGAAAUGAACCAAUCAAUAGCUCAAAAAGAAGACAAAGAAGCUAUACACGGAAAGUUGACUGAUGACAACUACACCAUACUUUAUGCAGAAAAGGAAACAAUGACGAAAGAAAUAACGCAUUUGAAAGAAAAACUAGAAACAAAAGAAAAAGAAUUAGAGGAACUUAAAUCAAAUUACACAGCCUUAGAACAUGCCUACGAGGAAUGUCAAACGACUCUAAACCAAUCGGCACACGAAAAAGCCGAACUAAUAAAUCUUAUAACAAUGAAACACAAUGAAAGUUUACAGUAUCAUAACGAAAUACAGAGACUUAACCAAGCCAUUCUUAGCUUUGGCUACACGGAGUUCCAAACCCGAAUGAAAGAAAAAGACGAAUUAAUAUCUGCCAACGUAAAAUGCGAACAAUGCGACAAUCUAAGAACAACUUUAAAAGAAAAAGACGAAAUUAUAGUAAGGUUGAACCAGAAUAACUCGGCUGAUGCUAUAAAAGCUGAGUUAGAUGAAGCAACGUCUACUGUUAGUGUUUUGAAAGAGAAAUGUGAUAAUUUGGAGAGUAAUCUUGCGAAUCAGACGGAGAGAGUCAAACAACUCAUGGCAGAAAACGCUAAGCUGUCAGAGUUAGAAGCAAACUCGACGAAAGAACUGGAAAGAUUGCGACAGCAUCUCAUGGAGACAGAAGAGAACUACACACAAGAGCUAAUGUCGUCUGAACAGAAACUGCAGGAGUGUAUGGGCCGACUCAACAGGGUCGAGGAGAGGGCCAAGCAAAAUAGCACCGUGUAUACUAGUAACAGCAUCAGAGCGAAUCAAGAAGUGGAGACGCUCCGCACUCAGAUAAAACUCUUAGAGAGGAAAGCGGAGGAUAUCGGAGCGAAGCUGAGCGCCUCCGAGGACGCCAAAGCGAAGAGCGAAGCGUCGCUCACGAGUCUUCUACUUGUGCUGGACCAGUUUCAACAAGACAAAGAACGUGACAUUGAGGCGGCGACGAUAAAGCUGCACAACAAAAUUGAGAACUUGAAAAAGCAAAAUGGUGAACUGUCACAAGAGAUCAACUCUCUGAAGGCAAAGCUUGAAGAGUCAAUAUCGGGGUUGCAAGCAGCAAGUAGACUAGGUGACCAGUUGGAGACCAAAACUGCACAGAUUCAAGAAUUAAAAGAACAAGGUAAGUCUGUAGAAAUAAAUACAUAUUUUUUAUACAAAAAUCAAUUUUCACACAUUUUACUGACACGCCCCUAUCUCCCCGCGGCAGUGCGCACUCUACAAACCACGGUAGCGGCGGCAGAGGAGCGGUACCAGCGCACCAUCACGAACCAACAGGACAAGGUCGACAGGAAACUGGUGAAGAACAUGCUGCUGAACUACGUGCAGAGCCAGGGGCAAAGCGCUAGUAACAGAACCCAAGUCCUACGCGUCCUCUCCGGCAUCCUAGACCUGAACCAAGAAGAAUGUUCCCGUCUGGGCCUCGCCCGUCCCUCCGAGGGCAUCGCGGCGGAGUUCGUGCGGUUCUUAGAGAAGGAGUCUCGGCCGACGAACAGGUUUCCUACUGUGCAGGAGAUGACGGCUGAGAGGGCUGCGCGCCCGCAACCAAGCCCCGAGCCCCAACCAACCCACAAACGAAACCUGUCCACCGGAUCCAACAAUCUUCUCUUCCAAAACAUCGACGCCCUAGAAACCGCUUCUCAAUACAGCGCAGAAACAAGUUCCGUACACUCUGACAGCAAACCCGUGGCGAUAGUAGCGCCAUCUCUUGAAACUGGCGUGAAUCAGACGAGGAAUAAUGAGGGCGCCAUUUUGAAGCAGGUUUUGAAUGACAGCAUGUGAUAUUUUUACUUUUGAGGUUAUGUUUUUCGCAGUUUUGUUUAGAUGCCAUAAUUGAAAUGAUUUUGUGGGGUUAUCUGUUUGUAUGGUACCUACGGGUGUUGAAAAAUAGUAUUGUAAGCGAUAAAAGGUUUCAUAAAUUGUUUAAAAUUGCGAGUUUUGUGUGUCUUUCAGAUUACAAAAUACAAUU